UCAAUGCUCUUAGCCUUAAAGCUUACGGAUUUCCAGCUCUAAAAAGCCACUUAACAUGCGUUCUGUUCAAUCAUAACACUGCCCUUUUCACAUUAAUCUUUCAGGUUACAGUUUCCCAAAACUACCAAAACUGGCCAUCAAAAUCACAUUGGUAGAUCCCAUCCUGGCCAAGCUAAGUUUAGGAUCUCCACUAAAUCUUGAUUUCUGAUUUGGGGGAAAAGCAUGGCGAAAUCAUGCUUUCCCAAAUGUAGGCUGGGCAAAAUAAUGGGAUGGAUUCAGAUUGUGUUGGGAGGGCUGGUUAUAAUAGUCAGCAUCUCCACUCUCUCCAGAUUCUACGCCGUCGGUUUCUUCCUGCAAAACGAUGACAUCUGCCGGCAUUUCCACUCCCCCUCGGUUUCCUACGACGGCGUCGACAUGGCCGCACUAACCGCUAGAUUCAAUGAAGUUCUCAACCAAAUGGAAAACCUGCAGGAAAAGCUCGAAUCCACGGUGCAAAAGAUGGAAAAAGACGGCGCAGACCAACUGCAAAGCAGCAAUAUCUCAAAAUUUGAGCACAAGAAAUAUUUGGAGGAGGAGGUGAUCCGGCCGCUCUACCGUGCCCACAUCGCGCUGCGGCAGAUCCGGCUGCCUCGGGUGGAGAACUCGACGCUCAAGGAGGAUCCAAUGAUCAACGCCUUCGUGGUCGAGGAGAUGAGAAAGUACAUCACACCAAAGGGGAACCGAGUGGGGAAGGUGAACAUCUACGGUACAGAGAGGGUGUACAACACGAUCGGGCACGCGUGCACGCUUAUGAAGGAGGAGGUGGAGGAGUACAUGGAUUACGACGUUGGGUCCUACUGCAAGGACGACUGGCUCCAAGGCCAGAAGCUCAUGCUCCGCGGCUGUGACCCACUUCCACGGAGAAGGUGCUUAAGUAGAGCCUCGAAGCUCUACUUGAGGCCCCACCCCAUCAACGUGUCCCUCUGGCUCAUGCCUGAGGGCCGCAAUGUGAGGUGGAGCAAUUACCAGUGCCGGAACUUCGAGUGCCUCUCUAGUAAGAAUCCUAAGAGGGGUUACUCCAAGUGCACUGGGUGCUUCGAGAUGGAAAAAGAGAAACUAAAGUGGGUGGUCAACUCGUCCCUUCCUGCGGACUUCCUGAUUGCGGAUGUCCUCGGGCUGAAGCCUGGGGAAAUCCGGAUCGGACUUGAUUUUGGGGUGGGGACGGGCACGUUUGCUGCACGGAUGAGGGAGCAGAACGUGACUAUUGUCUCCACUGCCUUGAACCUAGGGGCCCCCUUCAACGAGAUGAUUGCUCUAAGGGGGCUGAUCCCUUUGUAUGUGACGCUGAAUCAGCGGUUGCCAUUUUUCGAUAACACGAUGGACAUAAUUCACUCAACCGGGUUCAUGGAUGGGUGGAUCGAUCUACAGCUGCUAGAUUUCAUACUGUUCGAUUGGGACCGGGUUUUGAGGCCGGGCGGGUUGCUGUGGAUCGACAGGUUCUUUUGUGAGAGGAAGGAUUUGGAGGAUUACAUGUAUAUGUUCUUGCAAUUUAGGUAUAGAAAACAUAGGUGGGUUAUUGCUCCCAAGUCUAAGGAUCAGGUGUUUCUCUCUGCACUGCUUGAGAAACCACCCAGAUCCUUGUAAUUACCAUUAUUUUAUCUGCUUUCUGAUCUAUUCAUUGUAUUUUGACCAACAUCUUUCAUUUGUUUUAUCCUG
Salvia splendens (bonfire salvia) is the source of this 1695-nucleotide messenger RNA. Its product is annotated as S-adenosyl-L-methionine-dependent methyltransferase. The transcript has a single exon. The record is from RefSeq and is a predicted model, not a curated record. Bases 223 to 1623 code for a protein of 466 amino acids. Gene Ontology annotation, molecular function: methyltransferase activity. NCBI's taxonomy places the organism in Eukaryota, Viridiplantae, Streptophyta, Magnoliopsida, Lamiales, Lamiaceae.